AUGGACUUAUUCAACUCAGCUCUUGGGAAAAAUAUCACUUUUGUCCAUCCGGAAUAUUUCAUAAUAAGUGGGUUAUCUGGCAUUCCAAAUAUAAAACAUUACUACCUCUUUCUCUUUUUUGUUUAUAUUGUUUCAGUGCUUGGAAACACAGCUGUGAUGGCCGUAAUAUACUUGGAUCAUAAUCUGAGAACUCCAAAAUAUGUUGCAGUCUUUAAUUUAGCAUUUGUGGACUUGUUUGGUAACUCAGCUCUGGUGCCAAAGGUUCUUGAUGUCUUCCUGUUUAAUCACCACCGCAUCCCCUACAACGACUGCUUGACGUACCUUUUUUUCUGUUACACCUGCCUUUCAAUGCAGUCAUUUAAUUUGGUUGCACUGUCCUAUGACAGACUGGUGGCCAUAAUUUUUCCACUGCACUAUCAAGUUAAAGUGACUCACAGAUUAAUGCUGUCUUUGGUUGCCUCUUUCUGGGUCUUUGUUAUAAUUGCUGUACUGAUUGCAGUUGGCCUUAUUACAAGACUUUCCAUCUGUGAGUCUGUGGUUGUUAACAGCUAUUUCUGUGACCAUGGUCAGAUAUACCGGCUUUCAUGCAAUGACCAUUUCCCUAAUUAUGUCCUUAGUUGUUUAUACCCACUUCUUCUUUUCUGGCUUCCACUUGUUUUUAUCUUGGUAAGUUACCUUUAUAUUGGCUGUACUUUGGCUAAAGUGGCCACAUUUCAACAGGGACUGAAGGCCUUUAAAACCUGCAUAGGUCAUCUUUCAUUGGUGGCAAUCUAUUUCAUCCCACUGUUAAUCACCUUUACCUUGAUGGAAAAAAUACAUCCAAAUGCCAGGAUCAUAAACCUGUCUCUGACCUCUGUCUUCCCUCCCAUGUUGAAUCCAAUUAUUUAUGUUCUGCAGACACAAGAAAUCAAAGAAUCUUUGAAAAGGUUAUUAAAAAUCAGAGGGAAAUCCAAAAUAACAAUGAAAAAAAUAACCCCAAUGUAA
Molecule: messenger RNA, 984 nt
Organism: Seriola dumerili (greater amberjack)
Lineage: Eukaryota; Metazoa; Chordata; Actinopteri; Carangiformes; Carangidae
Product: olfactory receptor 1361-like
Exons: 1
Coding region: 1-984 (327 amino acids)
Biological process (GO): G protein-coupled receptor signaling pathway
Cellular component (GO): membrane
Molecular function (GO): G protein-coupled receptor activity; olfactory receptor activity
Source: RefSeq, a predicted model, not a curated record